Molecule: messenger RNA, 636 nt
Organism: Puccinia graminis f. sp. tritici CRL 75-36-700-3
Lineage: Eukaryota; Fungi; Basidiomycota; Pucciniomycetes; Pucciniales; Pucciniaceae
Exons: 2
Coding region: 1-636 (211 amino acids)
Source: RefSeq, a predicted model, not a curated record
AUGAACAAGCCCUUCGAUCGCAAACAACCCCCAUCGAUUGCGACUGGCUAUCGAUUCAAGACUAUGGCAGGGAGGGGGAACAGCAAGAAGCGACGCAUGUCGUCACCCACCUCCUCAACUACAAAUGACCCUGCUAGGUCCAAGCAACGAUCGAAAAAGAACAGGACUCAUGACGUGAUUGAUUUGGCUAAGUCCGAUGAGGGAACGAGCCCUAGUACUAGCGACCGAGACGACGGGUCUCCUGAAAGCACUCAGGCUUCCAACACCAAGGAACUCACUGAUGAACAAGAGCUGAUAUGCAAGUAUGAGGGGCCAUCUCUACCUCGGAUAACGCUUAUCCACAAGCCCGACAGGAUCUACGCCGUGACAUUCUCCAGGCAUCAAUUCCCGAUUGCCAUUGCCUUUGCUUUGACGAUCAACAAGGCUCAGGGGCAGUCAUUGUCAACUGUGUCUGUUUACCUCCCCCAACCCGUUUUCGGCCAUGGGCAACUAUAUGUCGCAUUGUCACGGGCCACCAGCGUUGAAGGAUUGACGAUAUGCAUGGUUCAAGACCAGCUAUCCAACACCACCGCCACCACAUCCAACGUCGUCAACCUCGAAGUGAUCAAGAAAUGCCAAGACCGGGCCCUAGCUUAA